Messenger RNA from Saccostrea echinata, 1525 nucleotides. Its product is annotated as dnaJ homolog subfamily B member 4-like. Gene Ontology annotation, molecular function: protein-folding chaperone binding. Gene Ontology annotation, biological process: negative regulation of transcription by RNA polymerase II. Lineage: Eukaryota; Metazoa; Mollusca; Bivalvia; Ostreida; Ostreidae. The coding region runs from base 94 to 1161 and encodes 355 amino acids. Gene Ontology annotation, cellular component: cytosol. The transcript has 2 exons. The record is from RefSeq and is a predicted model, not a curated record.
AAACGAUCUGUAGGUCGACGAUUAAGAUCAGUGUUUUUGGAGCAGUGGUUUUAUCAAGAACUGAAUUUGUUCUGUUAAGUGCAAUUGUGAAAUAUGGGUAAAGACUACUACAAAAUCCUUGGGAUUACCAAAGGUGCGUCUGAGGAUGAAAUUAAGAAGGGCUACAGGAAAAUGGCGCUGAAAUAUCAUCCAGAUAAAAACAAAUCGCCGGGAGCCGAAGAAAAAUUCAAGGAAAUUGCAGAAGCAUAUGACGUACUGAGUGACCCAAACAAGAAAGAGAUUUACGAUAAGUAUGGUGAGGAAGGACUGAAAAAUGGACCCCCUCCCGACAGUGGUUUCCAGGGAUCCGCACCUGGUGGUGGUGGAAACUUCCACUAUGAAUUCCAAGGGAACCCAAGAGACACAUUCCGUAUGUUCUUUGGAGGGGAUGAUCCAUUUGCAAGCUUUUUCGGAGGUGGCGGUGGUGGCGGACGUGGAUUUGGUGGCCCCGGUGGCGGUACAUCACGCAUGUUUCAUUUCGGUGGCCCCCAGGGUCAAGAAGACAUGGAUGUUGACGAUAAUCCGUUCGGAGGCAUGGGUGGUAUGGGUGGAGGACGACCACAAAGAAAAAGGCAAGAUUCCGCAGUGGUGCGCGAACUACCAGUGGCUCUGGAGGACAUUUAUAAAGGUGCCACGAAGAAGCUCAAAAUUACUCGUAAAGUGCUAAAUAAUGAUGGACGUACAACGAGAACAGAAGAUAAGAUCUUGACAAUUGAUAUAAAACCUGGAUGGAAAGCAGGAACAAAGAUUACAUUCCCAAAGGAGGGUGAUCAAACCCCGAACAAUAUACCAGCUGAUGUUGUCUUUGUUAUAAAAGACAAACCACAUAGUAUAUUCACAAGGGAAGGCAGUGACAUUAGAUACAAAGCCAAAUUAUCGCUCAAAGAUGCUUUAUGUGGAACCACUCUACAAGUCCCAACAAUUGACGGCAGGAAAAUCCCCCUACGUUUACGAGAAGUUGUGAAACCUCAUUCGGUCAAGCGAAUACAAGGAGAAGGCUUACCCAUACCAAAACAGCCUGGAAAACGGGGGGACUUAAUAAUUGAAUUUGACGUUGUGUUCCCAAACCAGAUCUCGAACACUGCAAAAGAAAUUCUGGCAGACUGCCUGCCUUCAUCUUGAAUGUAAAGAACACAUAUCAUGUAAUUUUAUGAAUAUUGUUUAAAUGUGUAUGUAUGCCUAAAGGAAAGGUGAAAAAACCCAGACAAUGUGAAAGUGUUGAAUGGCCUACACAAACUCAUUAACAGAGACACUGAUAAACCAUAAUGUAUCGAGACAUUGUGUAUGUGAUAUUGCUGCAGGGAUUGUGUGCUAUAUUCAGUAGUGCCAAUGUAUGUACUGCAUCUUUAUGCUUGAGUUGUGCUAUAAGUGCUGACGAGUGUAUAUUUAUGGCAGUGUGUUUUCACAUUGCCUUGAGAUGCUCUGUUUUGUUUUAAGGAACCAAUUGUUGUAAUUGAUGAGAAAGUGCAUAAAAAUAUUUCUUGUA